Fonsecaea erecta is the source of this 894-nucleotide messenger RNA. RefSeq lists its product as hypothetical. The record is from RefSeq and is a predicted model, not a curated record. Gene Ontology annotation, biological process: carbohydrate metabolic process. The transcript has a single exon. NCBI's taxonomy places the organism in Eukaryota, Fungi, Ascomycota, Eurotiomycetes, Chaetothyriales, Herpotrichiellaceae. Gene Ontology annotation, molecular function: aldehyde-lyase activity; zinc ion binding. The coding region runs from base 1 to 894 and encodes 297 amino acids.
AUGACAACCAACGGCAUCAACGGCUAUUCCGCCAAGUUACACAACAACAGAGCCAAAUCGAUUGUCGACGCGGCAUAUGCAGGCAAAUAUGCGAUCGCGGCUGUGUGCUGCUAUAACCUUGAGGCAGUACUGGCGACCGUGCGAGCAGCUGAGGCCAAGCGAUCACCGGCAUUGAUUCAACUGUUCCCCUGGUCGAUCGAGUUCGCAGACGGUCUGCUGCUACACGCGGCGGCCGAGGCGGCAGACAAGGCGUCGGUACCUAUUGGAGUUCAUAUGGAUCAUGCACAGUCGCCGGACAUCAUCCGACGCUCAGCCGACUUGGGUGGAUACGAUGGCAUUAUGGUCGACAUGAGCCACUAUGACAAAGAAGAGAACAUGCGACUGAGCAGGGAAUUGGUCGCGUACUGCAACGCUCGCGGCAUCAUCACGGAGUGUGAGCCCGGUCGCAUCAACGGCGCCGAGGACGGCAUCCAAGACACCGAGGGGAUGGAGGAGAUCUUGACCACGCCUGAACAGGCCGAGGAGUUCGUCGCCCUAGGUAUCGACUGGCUGGCUCCAGCAUUUGGCAAUGUCCAUGGUCCCUAUGGCCCCAAGGGUCCGCAGCUCGAUUUUCCUCGUUUGAAGCGCAUUCAUGACCAGGUCGGCGACCGCGUCAGACUAGUGCUACACGGCGCUCAUGAAGACUACUUCAAAGAGGAGCUGCUUAGGAAGUGCAUCUCUUACGGCAUGUGCAAAGUCAACGUCAACGGUCCUGUCGCAGCUGCGUGGACGAAGGUCCAGGGCGAAUUGACUGGCAAAGUUCCCCUGACCACGGUCAUUGAGAAACAAGUCGACGCGAUGCAGGCCGUGGUAGAGUAUCAUAUGGAUUGGUUGAUGUCGACGGGCAAGGCGUAG